AUGCCGGGCAAGAUUGACGCCUACGUUGAUUGCGUAUCGCCGUAUUCGUACUAUGCGACGCUCUAUCUCAGAAAGAAUCGCAAAGCGUUAGAGUCGCAUGGAAUCGAGAUCGAAUUCCAUCCGGUGUUCCUUGGCGGGAUCAAUGUCGGAUCUGGAAACAAACCCCCCUGGACACUCCCCGCCAAGGCUGCAUACUCCAAAUUCGACUCCCAGCGCGCCUGUAAAUACUUUGGCGUGGAGCCGAUCAGCCCCCCUUCGUUUUUCCCCAUCCUCUCGAUCUUGCCUCAACGCUGCAUGGUCUACAUCAAACUCCACCAUCCGCGCGAAAAAUAUGAAACCACCUUCCUCUCUCUUUGGGAAUGGAUGUUUUACAAGGGCGUGGACAUCAGCAAGCCCGACAAUCUAGCCGAAGUCUUCCGCAGCAACGGAUACGCCGAUGCCGAGAUUCAAGAGAUUCUCGCGUCGGCAUCUAAGGCGGAGUUCAAGGAGGCGUUGACGGCUAACACGCAGACGGCGCUUGAUAAAGGUGCUUAUGGCGCGCCCUGGUUUUGGGUUCGGAAUGACCAGGGCCAGGAGGAGCCUUUCUUUGGGAGCGAUCGAUUUGCGUUUAUGUGGAUGUAUCUUGGAUUGCCGUUCCAGGAUGUUGCUAUACUGGCUCCUGAGAAGGAGAAGUCGAAGCUUUAA
Messenger RNA from Penicillium nucicola, 684 nucleotides. Its product is annotated as putative DSBA family oxidoreductase. Gene Ontology annotation, molecular function: glutathione transferase activity; glutathione peroxidase activity. NCBI's taxonomy places the organism in Eukaryota, Fungi, Ascomycota, Eurotiomycetes, Eurotiales, Aspergillaceae. Gene Ontology annotation, biological process: glutathione metabolic process. The transcript has 6 exons. Bases 1 to 684 code for a protein of 227 amino acids. The record is from RefSeq and is a predicted model, not a curated record. Gene Ontology annotation, cellular component: peroxisome; mitochondrion.